AUGUCCACUACGCUUUGCUCUUCGGUCGAGGUAAGUCUGUUUUUUAUAAACUUCUUUUGAGCUUCUAACUUAUUAACUAAGAGUGAAAUCCUUGUUUCGAAGCUAUAAGAUACAUAUCGAUUGACAAAUGUAUAGUUUCAGUCAAUUUAUGGCUAGAUUUCCAAUGAAAAAUUCAUUGGUUACUGUAACGACCUCACCUUUUUUGCACUCAUUAAUCGUGUCACUUUUCUUGAAAUUUUCAUUUCUUUCCAAAUUUUCAACUGAUAGGACAUUUCGAUUAUUUUUUUUACUAUCGGUUAAAACAAGUCUACAGAUAUAUUUUUUUUAUUUAGAUAAAAUCGAAAAAUUUCCUUGAUGAAGUUUUAAAUUUAUAAAUUUUCAAUGUUUAUUUGCGAUAGAUAGCUUGUUUUACGAGAAGAUAUGGCUGAAUUCUUAAACUUUUAUAAUUCUUUUCAGGCUCUACGCAAUGCUAGAGUUACAUACAUUGAGGGAAAAAAACUUCCAAUUUUGUGAAUUUUUGAAAAAUUUUCAUACCUUAAAAAACCGCGUUUUAAAAUAGUUUUUUCGAUCUAAUAUUUUAUUUUUCUCACCAAAUCCCACAUUUCCUCCAAUAAUUAUAGUAAGAAGAAGGGAAAAAACUUGAAAAUUUGUGUGAUCUGCGAGGUUUUCGCAUGACACUUUAAUAUUUAAUGCGUCUCUCAGAAGUUGUGCGAAUAACAUAACAUAUUUUUUCGAGUUCUCGUCAUAAAAAAUGUUAUAAAAUCGUAUAGACCGUUUUUUGGGUUCCCUUGAUAACUAGAAACAGAGGCAAUAAAUUUGCAACUCUUUUUUUUUCUGUUCGCUUUACACUUCUGACUACGCUUGAGGUCCCACUUUUUUAUUUCUUUUUUUUUUGUAUUACACUUUUCGCUUGACAGCUUCAUUAAACGCGGAGUACGUUGUUGCAGAAAUUAAGAGCAAUUGAGGGAAAAAUAUUAGUUUGAAGGUUACUAAAGUGUUCUUGAUGGAAAUAUGUAUAUUCCUGGAUAAGUUUUGUGAAUAUUGAAGCUCCAUUACAAAUUAUUUUUUUGAAACAAAAAAAUAAAAAAAGUCUGGAAUUUAUAAAAAGAAAAAAAGUUAGUAGAGUAAUAAACAGAUAUUACUUUGAACAGAAAUGUCAAAUUCAAAAGAAAACUUUGGCGUUCACUUGUCAUUUCUUGCAGGAAAUGCGAAAAACCUGUGCUCGGCACCAAGAUUUGAGGGAACAGUUCAACGCCUGCCUUCACGAUCUCAAACAGGUAAUUUCAAAUAAAAAAAGAGAGUUUUAAUAAGUUGCAUGUAAGUCUCUGAACUGGGUCUCUUUCAAUUAGGGGGUUUUUCCACGAGAUUCUCAAUAUUUAAUAAUAUUUCCUCGUUUUUUGUAUUUCUGUGUUCAAUAAUUUUCCCUGAGAAAUAAAUAAAGGUGAGGGAGAAAUUUCUGGCGAGAUUAUUGUAGUUUAAAAAAAAUUCCUUCGAUCACAAUUUGAAUGACGUCAGGUCUAAAUUUGAUGGAUUAGGCAAAUUUCGCAUUUCGUGUUCAGUUUAUCGGCCAAAACAGGAAAGAAAAAUCGAUCUUUGACUUUUCCAAAUAUAAUAAUAUUUUCUAAGUUGUAUAAAAUUCAGGUUAACGAUCAGUUUUCGGAUUCUUUUUUUUUUCAAAUUAAGAUACCUUCAACAACGCGUGAAGAGGAAAAAUUCAGUUAAAAAAAGUUCAGAAAAAUUAAUUAGUAAUAAAAAAAGGAAUUUUAAGAUUUCUGCACAAAGCGAAGCCAAAAAAAUCAACCAAUUAUUUUUUUAAUUAAAAAAAUCGCUCAGUUAUUGCUCCGAUUUAAUGGAAAUCACUUUGAAGGUUAAAAAAAAGUGGGAUUCUGGUGCUUCAAAAAGUGUUUUUAAGGUGAUAAAAAGUCCUUCUCACUAGCAUUUUUUUCUUGUAUUGAUCAUUUUUAAGAAACUUCCUUUGCAGUGAAAAUUGAAAAAAGAAUUUUUCGUCUUGUAGGAUUUUCAAACAUUUUUUUUUUCAAUGAGAAUCUACAAAGGAAAAUAUAACGAAAAUUGUGUCAUUGAGAAAAAUUCGAACGAAGAUCGAUCAGCCACAGAUUACUGUUUCAGAACGAAGCCCAGUUGGAGAUCCUGCGAGAGACGGCCGUGCAGCUGGAGGAGCGCCACACGGGGAUCCGUCGUCUUCUCGAGUCGGGUCCGUCUUUUCCUCCAUUCUUGCCGCUUUUCGGGCGACGCGCCAUUCCAACUUGACAAGCCUCGGGGUCAAAAUGUAACAACUUCCCUAUGGGAAAAGUCGCCCCGCCGUUUGGAAGUUAUGAGGUCGUUACAGUAGUUUCACGCGCAGUUCUAGUUUAAUCUUUUUUAACUUUGAAAAAAAAAGAAGCUUUUGAAAGUUUUGUAAAAACAAUCGGAAAAGCACCGAAAUCUGUGAAUUUUUUUUACAGCUCCAAAACUUUGAGCUAUUUAAUGGAGAAGCGUAAAGAUGAGAAAUUGAAAAUGGGAAAUUUCGAAACACUGGGAAUAUUCGAUGAAGAAAACAACUUUUUCCGAAUAAUUUUGAAGUUUGAAUUUUAUUUUUCCAACGUGAAAUUUCCGAGGUUGACCAAUUUUAAGUUCCUUUUUAUCAUCGAACUACUAUUUCUGCACACGACUGGUUGAUUUUUUAAUCUCAGAUUCAAUUUCUUGUAUCUCAAGGCAUUGGGAAAUGAAAGGGAAGGUGACUUGACCGUUUCAAAUUUAUUAUUUGUGAAAAAUCAUGAAGUCCCUCGAAUAAUUUUUGAAGUUUAUGCAGGGUUUUUCAGCUAAAAAGCGAUUUUUCACAAUAUUUUUAAUUUCAAUCAUAGAUUUUUUUGAAAAAUUGUUUCAUCUAAAUGUUUUAAGCUUCUUUUCUCUUAUUUUUUUCUGAACUUUGACCGGUGAAUCAUUUUUCAAAGGUGAUCAGAUUCUCUUUCCAAUUAUUUCUAAAGGAAACUGAAAAUCAACUUCUUGUGGUCGAAAAAGUUAAUUUGCUAAAAUGGCGGGAUUCCGCUAGGAAAUUAUCUUCCAAUAAAUUAUUAUAAGGUGAAACUCUCACCUCGGUAACACAAAUUGGACGCGCCCCGGACAUUUCUGAGCAUUUCUAGUGGUCCCUUAAGCGGCGGCAGCAGUCUUACGAUUAGAAAUCCCCGGUAAUGUCCGGUUACCGAUCUCUGAGAGAACAGAAUUUUUUCUAACUGGUAAUAAGAAACGGCGCUCUUCUUCUUUUUGAAAAUUAGGCUCUCUGCCAACUCCUUCUCCAAGGCUAUAAGAGUUUUUUGCUUGCUCAUGAACGAUAUUGAUAACUUCUCUUUCCCGCUUCAGCUCCGACAGAAGAAAGUCUGCAGCUGGAGCAAGAAAUCGACGGCGUCGGUCGACAGGUUCGCGUCUGGAUGACCGAACUUCACGAGGUUCACGACCGUCGCGUCGAGAUCGAUGUUCGUUUUUUUAAAAAAUAAAUUCAGAAACUGAUAAAAUCAAAAAAGAAUCUUUUCCAGUGCCGCCUUCUGAGACUGAACUCCGAGCUGAAGAAAAACGCGACCUGCGUCAAGCUCGCCAACAUUGACGCCGAACUUUUGCAGUCCCGUCAUGAGAGAAGGUUCUUAUUCCUACAUAUAUUCGACUUACACGGAAAGUCAAGAAGAUCUCUCAUAGCCGUUACCUUCGCGCAAACUUCUAGUAUUUUAGAUAUUAUAUUUUAUAGCUCGCGUUUAACGCAGAGUUAGACCCCGCAAGGAGGUCAUUUUUCUUUGCGACUUGGAAAUUUCUACAAAUUUGCUCGAACAAUCUCUGAAGGUUUACAUAAAGGUCCAUUAAACAUGCGAUCCGCAAAAACUUCUACUUUUCCAGGUAUUGAUUUUUGUAGUUCGAAAAGUUAGCCUUAAAAUUGAUAUUUCGCAACUUAGAAAAAUCAUAUCUCAAAAACUAUAAGUUUUCGCAGGUAGCGACUAUGAGGGACCAUCAUCUAGCCAAUCAUGGAGCGAUUGAGCGAAUUUGUAGGAAAUUCCAAACCGCAAAGUGAAAUGACCUUCCUUGUUAGUUCAAAAUUUGAAAAUGAAUCAAUUUCAACUUGAUUUCCUUGGAAAAAGAAAUCGGCUUUCAGAUGGAAAAGCUUCCUGCAGGACACCAAACUGAGCUCCUCGAAACUGAGUUCCUGA
Caenorhabditis auriculariae is the source of this 4190-nucleotide messenger RNA. Lineage: Eukaryota; Metazoa; Nematoda; Chromadorea; Rhabditida; Rhabditidae. The record is from the annotation of a GenBank genome assembly.